AUGUUCUCCACUACUUUGACCACCUUCCUUGUUGCUUCGGCCAGCUUGGUCUCGGCCGCCUCCAUCCCGGUCCGGGAUGCCGGCAAGUCCGGCUCUGCCAGCAUAACGCCCCACGACGUCUUCUCUUCUUCCAUCGGUGUCCUUGGUUGCAAAAUUGACAUCAACCGCGUUGCCUACUGGCCCAACUCCGUCGGCUGCGAUGACAUCUGCGUUAAAGUCUCCAACGGCGACCGCAGCGUCAAACUGCUCCGCAUCGACCAGUCGGGCGGUGCCUUCGACAUUUCCUACGAUGCCUGGAACUACCUUAGCACUGGCAAAUCUGCCACCGAUGCUCCCACCGAGGGUGGUGGUGUUCCCAUGAACUGGGAGACCGUCCCCGCCAGCGAGUGCAAGCAUCUCCUCAAGGACGACGGCAGGCUGCCCCUCUCUGCUGCCAACAGCAUGAACUACCUGUCUUCUUGCCUUGCCCAGCCCGAGAGCUUCGUGGCCAAGAACCACGCCCUCUUCAACAUUCAGAACUCUGCCUGCACCUGGGGUGUCGAUGAGGAGUGCAACCUCGACCUGGCAGUCAGCAACCAAGCCUCCUGCCCCAGCGGCCUCGGCAGCACCAAGGCCUUGACCAGCCUUCCUGUCGAGAACAUUGCCUACGGUACUGGCAAGCUUUCUGUUGCUCUUCAGUGA
Molecule: messenger RNA, 681 nt
Organism: Colletotrichum graminicola M1.001
Lineage: Eukaryota; Fungi; Ascomycota; Sordariomycetes; Glomerellales; Glomerellaceae
Exons: 1
Coding region: 1-681 (226 amino acids)
Source: RefSeq, a predicted model, not a curated record